GAGCGGUGGGCGUCCGGGAUUAGGGUUAGGCGGUAGGGACUUCGUUGGUGGCGGCAGUGGUGGUGGUGCUGGCGGCGGCGGCGGAGGAGGAGGAGAUGGAGCAGAGGCAGCUCGGCGGGUGCUGCAUCGACCGGUACGGCCCCAAGGUGGAUAGGAUCAUGUCCAGGUUCAGGCCGAUCGCGCCGAAGCCGGCGGUUUCGGGAUUCCUGAGGCCGCUUCCCGGGGGUGGGCUGCCGUCGUUUGGUGGCGACGCAGCGAGGGUGUCGAGGGUGAGGAGGCGUUGCCGCCGAAGGGGCGAGGCGGCCGCAUUCGCGGCGCAUGAUCUGAGGCUCGGGCCGUACGUCAGGCAGCCGCCGCGGACUCCGGCGGUGGUCUGGCCGGUUCGGUCCGUGGGGUCUUGCGUGACGGUGGAGAGGGUGACGGAAGCGUGCGCGGGGGCGGCAAGGGUGGGGACGGGUACGGAGAGGGAGGCGAUGGGGGUGAUGGAGUCGGACCCGAUGCCGGGGUUCGUGUCUGGCCCCUGCGGGUCGGUGGUGUGGACGAACGAGGCGUAUCGGAAGAUGGUGGGGGGUGGUGCUGGUGGCGGAGUGGUGCUGCUUUGGAAGGGCGGGAAGGAGGUGCUAGCGGAGGAGGAGGAAGAAAGGAAGGUGUUGGCUUGCAGGGUGAAGGUGGAGUGGAGCGGCGGCAAGGUGACUGUGCCGGCCGACGUGUGGAGGGUGGCGGGAGGGUCGCUUGCAUGGAGGCUUGACGUUAACGCUGCUCUCAGCCUGGGCAGGUAAGGAAGAAAGGAGAGCGAUCGAGGACGGAGAAAGAGAAAAGGAGCCAUCUUCUUCGUCCUCCUCUUCUUGGUGGUGCUGCUCCUGGUUUCCCCGUUGGUUGUAUUAGAUUGCGGGGUCGCGGUCUGCUCUGGAAGGGCGUGAAGGUCGGAGCAGGUUCUUCUACUAUGCUUUUGAGAGAGAGAGAGAGAGAUAUGUAUGUACUCUUGUAAUGUUUACAGAAACUGUAAAUAGAAGUUAGCUCAUGUUCGUUUGGUUUCUUUUUAUGGUAAGGGAUCGGUUCUUGUGA
Molecule: messenger RNA, 1065 nt
Organism: Nymphaea colorata (pocket water lily)
Lineage: Eukaryota; Viridiplantae; Streptophyta; Magnoliopsida; Nymphaeales; Nymphaeaceae
Exons: 1
Coding region: 96-779 (227 amino acids)
Source: RefSeq, a predicted model, not a curated record